Messenger RNA from Morone saxatilis (striped sea-bass), 3504 nucleotides. RefSeq names its product solute carrier family 43 member 2b (gene slc43a2b). Gene Ontology annotation, molecular function: neutral L-amino acid transmembrane transporter activity; L-amino acid transmembrane transporter activity. The transcript has 14 exons. The record is from RefSeq and is a predicted model, not a curated record. Gene Ontology annotation, biological process: transmembrane transport; neutral amino acid transport. Lineage: Eukaryota; Metazoa; Chordata; Actinopteri; Moronidae. The coding region runs from base 220 to 2001 and encodes 593 amino acids.
CUUAACUCGUCCAGAGUGCAACAGAAAGAUAGAAGCUGGAUGGUGCUGCUUGGAGCCUGAAGAGAUAAGUGAUCAGUGAUCCUUCAUCCUGAGCGUCAGUCAGGGAGGCUCUCUCUGUGCUUCCAGCUUGCUCCUUUCUAUCCCCUCUGCCGCUCUCUCGCUCUCUGUCUACUCUCCACGGCUUCUUCUCUCCCUGCCUUUACUUUCUUGCAACUGAACAUGCCUCCAACCCUGACCACAGCGUUUGCCAGGCGCUGGUGGAUGGCAGUGACUGCUAUCAUUGAGAAUCUGCUGUUCUCCGCGGUGCUGUUGGGAUGGGGGUCGCUCCUCAUCAUGCUCAAGUCGGAAGGCUUCUACUCUUACCUUUGCAACGAGGAGGGUAACAGCACCAGCUACAAUCUUUCCCUACCCCUGACAACUCCGAUACCCAACGAGUACGCUGAAUACUAUGAAAGCGAGGGUGCUGUGGUUGGUCUGGGAGACGGAGUGGAGAUGAGGCCCCUGGUUCCUAUGGAUGGGCCCCUGAGGAUGAACGGCUGGCUGAUUUGUAAAGAACAGGAUGAAAUGCUGAACCUGGCAUUCACAGUGGGCUCCUUCCUGCUCUCAGCUAUCACCCUGCCACUGGGGAUCGUCAUGGAUAAAUACGGACCUCGCAAGCUACGGCUGCUGGGCAGCACAUGUUUUGGACUGUCCUGUCUACUCAUUGCUUAUGGAGCCUACAAUCCAAAUGAACUCUCUGUCCUUAUUUUCAUUGCCCUGACUUUCAAUGGCUUUGGGGGCAUGUGCAUGACCUUCACCUCUCUCACGCUCCCUAACAUGUUUGGGGACCUCCGUGCCACCUUUAUUGCCCUGAUGAUUGGCUCCUAUGCCUCCUCUGCAGUCACCUUCCCUGGUGUCAAGGUGAUCUAUGACCUUGGCAUAUCAUUCAUCACUAUUCUGGUGGUGUGGGCCUCCUGUGCUGCACUGGUCUUCUUGAACUGCUUCUUGAACUGGCCACUAGAACCGUUCCCAUCACCAGAGGACAUGGACUACACUGUGAAGAUCAAGUUCAGCUGGCUGGGCUUUGACCAUAAAAUCACCGGGAAGCAGUUCUACCACCACGUGACCACAGUGGGCAAUCGUCUCAGUUUGGGCAACAGCCUGAAGGAGAAGGAACCGACCACUAAGGAUGGACACAAGCUCUGCCUGUCCACCAUGGACCUGGAAAUGGAUUGCAAGCCACAAAAUGAAUCCCAAUCAUUCUUCAAAACUAUCAGCAGCCCGAUUUUCCUGCUCAGUCUGGUGACCAUGUCCGUCACUCAGCUUCGUCUCUUGUUCUACAUGGGGGCCAUGAACAGCGUCCUGGAGUCGCUCAGUGAUGGAGACCUCAACAAAGUGAGUCUGUACUCCUCCAUCUUUGGCGUGCUGCAGUUGCUUUGCCUGAUGACCACCCCCGUCAUUGGUCAGAUCAUGGACUGGAAGCUGAAGGACUGUGACGAUGGAGAGAAGGAAAAAGAACCCUGCAGCAAGGGUGAGAUAAGGAAAAAGCGCAGAGACAAAAAGACCCAGAAGGUGACCAAUGCCCUGCGAGCAUUCAUCCUCACCAACGUUCUUUUAGUGGCAUUUGGGAUCACAUGCCUUGUGCCCAAUCUCCCCCUACAGAUUGUGUCAUUUGUCCUACACACUGUGGUGAGAGGAUUCAUUCACUCUGCUGUUGGCGGCCUCUAUGCUGCUGUGUAUCCCUCCUCCCAGUUUGGCAGUCUAACAGGCAUGCAGUCUCUGGUCAGUGCUGUGUUUUCUCUACUGCAGCAACCUCUGUUUCUGGCUAUGAUGGGGCCCCUGGGGGGAGACCCACUCUGGGUCAAUGUUGGACUCUUUGUUGUGAGUAUGCUGGGCUUCUUGCUGCCUCUCUACCUGUUCUGCUACAGACGGACGCUCGACAAAGAGCAGCAGCAGAAGGAGGAAGAAUUUAAGAUCUACAUCAAAGUCAACGGCUCCGACAUCCCAGAGGCCUAUGUCUAGAUGAAAGUAGAUGAACAGAAGAUUUUUUUACUGAGAAACACUGGCAAUCCAGUAAUACCUGCUUACAUAUGCCUACAAAAGAACAAUUGAAACCCUAACUAUUUAACUAGUAUCACAUGUAAACAUAAUUGUGGUAUGUCUCUAUUGUACACACACAAACAGACUGCCACUUCCAUUUUCCCAAAAUCGCAAGAAGAUAAACUGAUGCUGCAGUUGUCACGGAAACGAGUCCGUUGGACAUGUCGCUGAGGAGGAAAGUGAAAACGGGAGAAGAAGAGAGAGGAAAGACUGUGAAAGGAAAGAGGCAUGACCCCUCUGCAUUCCCCCCAAAUCCUCUGACUUCUCUUUUUAUUCCCUCCUCUCUGAGCGGCACAUUGGUGCAGUUGCAUUCCACAUAAGACUGCUUUAAUAUUCCCCAUUUGAGCAGAAAACGGAGAAAAAAAGAGAGCUUGUUAAAGCCGGUGAAUUUUCACCUUUUCUAAAUGCACAACCAACCUCACCAUUAUAAGUGAGCAAUCCCAUUAGUAUGCGUGUUGUUUUCUUCUUGUCUUUAAUGUGUUGCCUUUAAAUCAUCCUGAUUGUAAAAACCCAUUACAUGGUGCUACCUGUCUGUUCCUCAGCUGGAUUUUUUUGCUAGAUGGAGUGAGGUAAGUGUGGACUGAAUGGCAUUAAUGAGCGACAGGGAGGAGAGAAGAGCCUUAUUGCUGAUGUUUCUUGGGUGAGUAGAGAAGACAGUUAUAAUGAUUAAUUGUUGUUGCAGUAUAAAACUACUGUAGCUUAGAAUAUGCUGUAGUACUGGAUGAAUAUCAGUGUUUUUUGGGGCUGUAUUCUAUAAGAGGGACAUCAAACAAACCUGUAUGUUUUGCUUAAUGUCAUUUAUGUUUAGAGUAUUUAUUUUAUUUUCUGCUUUCUUUAGUUUUCUUUUUUAUACUUUACCAGGAGUGCCUUUUGAAAACGUGUUCAUUGGGCAGCGUCUUCUAUUGAAGUUUUUCCACAUGUCAGCAAAAACUGUUUCCCCUUUGCAUUACAAGGUAAUACCGUCUAUGCAUCUGUGGUUUUUAACCACAUUAGAUGCAAUUAACCUCUCCAUUACGUUUAUCCAUAAAAUCAUCAUCAGUAAGAUGCCUUAGCUUAAAGUCAGCAUUUUAUUCAGUCUAUCUACCUACUGUUCAGCACUUUAUACCCUGUUAAAUCCUUUAAAUAUCACACAGAUCACACGUCAGCUCCUUUCAGCACUUCUGUCCCGACGCCUCUCUAUAGAAAUAGUCCCACUUUAAUGUUGAGCUCAUCCUACCUUCAUACGCGUAUUUAUUUUAUUUUACACUCACUUUUCCAAAACUAAAUUUAAUGAUGUAUCUAAAUUGCGCUGUGCUGCCUACUCAACUGUGUCAUUGGCAUAGAGCUCUUCCUUGUAUCAUUGAUGCUAAUGUAGAACUCAUUCUUGUUUAAAUGUGGACGAAUUUGUGGGGGUUAAUAAAGUUGAGUUGAUCUCUUUAAAUGGUU